Messenger RNA from Plasmodium vinckei vinckei, 2667 nucleotides. Its product is annotated as zinc finger protein, putative. Lineage: Eukaryota; Apicomplexa; Aconoidasida; Haemosporida; Plasmodiidae. The record is from RefSeq and is a predicted model, not a curated record. The coding region runs from base 1 to 2667 and encodes 888 amino acids. Gene Ontology annotation, molecular function: mRNA binding; metal ion binding. The transcript has a single exon.
AUGAAUGAGAAAAGUCAGAAGAAAGGAACGCCGGCACAAUCCGAGACGUUAUCACUUAUAAAGAAACAAUUCUUUAAAACUAAAAUGUGUCCUUUUCAAAAAAAUAAAAAUUAUUGUCUGAAUGAAUCUGAUUGUCAUUAUGCUCAUAGUAUUGAUGAAUUAAAACCGAUGCCUGAUUUGAGAAAUACAAAAUUAUGUGAUUAUAUAAAAAAAAAGUUACCUUGUAAAGACAUAAACUGUAAAUUUGCUCAUGACACUGAAAUGCUGAAACCAAGUGUACAUUUAGCUACUUAUAAAUCUACAAUAUGUAGUUUUUGGGGAAAAGGAAAAUGCUUUAAUGGAAAUAAAUGUAGAUUUGCUCAUGGAACUAAUGAUAUAAAAGCAAAUGAAAACAUGAAUGUUUUAGAAAAUAAUAAGCAUAAUCAAAAGAAAAAUAAAGACAGUAUAUCUGAUAUAACAAAAGGAACAGACUCAACAUAUUCCUUUAAUACAUAUGAUUAUUCUGUUAAUUGUUCUUUAGAAACUACAAAUGUAUCUUCAUCUUUUGAUAAAAGUAGGGAACUAUUUGCUUUUAAAGAAAAUAAUUUAAAUGAAAAUAAAGUUGGUGGUGAUAAAUUAAACAUGUUUGAUUCAGAUAAAGAGAUUCUUGGGAAUGUUAAUGAAAAUACGGAUAUGAAUAUAUCGAAAAUGGAUUAUCCAUUUUGUGAAAACACAAAUAAUGGUAGCAUAGGUAGUAGUGACAAUAUAAAAAAUGUUAUAAAUAAAAUUGAAAACAUGGCAUUAUCCACAUUUAUAGAAAAUAAUGAUAAAUAUACUAAGGUAAUAAAAUAUUUAAUGAAUGAAAAUAAUAUUUUGAAAGAGUCUAUUAAGAAAGAACAAAAACAUAUAAUGGGUGAAGAAAAUACUACAGCUCAAAUUCAAAAGCAAAUUUAUAAAUCAAACAUUUCUAGAGCCAAUGCAAAAGAUAAUGAAGAUAAUACAACUAUUAUUGGUGGGAAAAGUAGUAACAAUAGUAAUAGUAUAUUUAUUGAGGAUGGUUUAAAAAAAUAUUUAUAUUUUGAUGAGCCUAGUGGUAAUACCCAAUUUUCAAGCGAAAAUAAAGAUGUAAAUAAUGGUGUAUUUAAUUCAGAAGAUUUUAUAAAAUCGAAUGAUAAUUUUACAAAUAUAAUGAAAACAAUAGAUGAUUUAUUAAUAUCUCAAAAUGUUGGUUCAUUUUCAAGUGUAAAAAAUAAUUGUAAUUCUUUAGACCCAAAAGAUAUAUUUUUAAUAAAGAAUAGUAAUAAUGUUAAUACUAGUGUGGAAUGUGAAAAUAUACCAUGUAACUUACGAUUAUUUGAUACAGAAAAAAAUGUAUACCCAAAUUUUAGUGCAUCAAAUAUGAUAGAUAGUAACAAAGGAUUAAUAAGAGCUGUCAAUGAAAAAGGAGAAAUGGUUGAAAAACCGUUUGAAGAAAAUAUAGAAAAUAUAAUAAAUACUUGUCAAGAAGAAACAGAAAAAAUAAAAGAAAAGGCAAAAGAAAGUUACUAUAAUGGACAAAUUCCCUAUGCACAAUGUAAAAAUAGUUCAAGACCAAUUGAAAUGAUCGAUGGUGAUUUUAGUUAUCUAAAUAGUAGUAAUAGUGGAAGUAAUAACUAUUGCAGUAUUAGUAGUGGUAGUCAAAACUAUAGCAGUAGUUACAACUAUAGAAAUAAUCCAGACUAUAACAACUACUAUAAUUAUAACAGUAGCCCAAAUUAUAGUAAUAACAAUAUUCGAAUUAAUGAAAUAGAUGAAACUCCUCAUUGGUUUAAGGGAUUUUCUCAGACAGAGAUCCAAAAUAAUGAAGGUCGAAAUUUGAAACAAAAUAAAUUACAUACAAAGAAAAUGAAAAAUGAGGAGUUUGGAAAAAACACAAAUGUAGAAUAUUGGAAAGAAACAAUGAUACACCAAAAUGAAAACGAAAUAGCAGAAGAAAGAAAUAAUUUGAUAAUAGGGAAUGAGUUAAAUAAAUAUUUUCUUCAACCCAAGAAUAAUAAUAAUAGAUUUAUUAAUAAAACCGAUUUUAAGGAAAAAAGUGCAAAACUGAAUUUAAGAGAAAAUGUGGAAGACAAAUAUGAUAAUGAUAAUUUAUAUAAGCUAUUAGAAUUUUCUCAUGAUAAAUCAAAUAUUAUAAAUAAAAUAAAAAAAUUGAUAUCUAAUGAAUUGAAAAAUAAUGAAAAUAAUAAUUUUACAAAUAAAUCAAAACAGAAUCAACCUAAUAUUCAAAAUGUACACAAUAUUGUCAAUUGUAGUAACAAUAAUAUGAGUAAUGUGGGUAAAAAAAAUACACUUUUAAAUGAUUAUAUGCACAUAAAAAAUUUAAAUACAAUAUAUCCAAAUACAGCUAGCCAUACAUUGGUUAAUAACAUUUACAAUGACAAAAGCUCAAUUAGUAAUAGUAAAAUGAAUAGCUAUUUCAACAACAAUAAGCAUUAUAAUAUGAAUGAAAAUAAUUACAACUAUUUAAGUUCUGAUUUUAUAAAAUAUAAAAAAGAAAAUACUGGUGAAAAAAAUAUUUGGAAUAAUAGUUCGAAUUUUAACGGGUUUAUUUAUCCACCCACAACAACGACAAGCGAAUUGGCACCUGAGCAUAACAAUAGCGAUUUUUUUAGCAUUUCAAAAUCGGUCAAUUUAAGGAGUUUAAAUUAG